GGCGGCGGCUGGGCGAACACGGCCGCCGCAUUCUCGCGAGGGUUUUAGCGGGUGGGAGCCGCCGGAGAAGAGGAGAGGACUAGAGGAGGUCAGGAGGAGCACGCCGAGGUCGGAGGGAGGAAAGAUGGCUGGCAUGGUUGGAGCGCGCAGGGCCCUCCUCGCUGCCCGCUACUCGCCCCGCGGCGCGCUCGCUUCGCCCGUCAGGCGCGUGGAUUCGCCGCCGAGUCUUCCAGCUGAUAGAACUUGUCUGCGGUCUUUGGUUCCUCAUCGGGGUGCUGGAAAUUUCGCAUCAGAACAAAUUGAUGGGGACUAUCACAGUGAUGAAUGGGGAGCACGUAAUACUGAGAAUUACAGGGAGUCCCAUCGAGCUGAUCGUCCCAGCCACCAAGUGCAGGCAGAUAUCCCUUCAACCGACUCCUCUGUAGGAGCUGAUAGAAUUAGAGGUGUGAAUAGCGAUGGGAAUACCAAUGCACAUUACAGGCGCAAUCCUGGGCAAACAGAGUUUCCAAAUCAUCAUGAGCCAUACAUUAGUGCAAGGGUGAAUAAUGGAGCACCUGGAUUUAAUGACAGGCAACCAUAUGUCAGUGUCAAUACACAAUACAGAAGCAAUUCUCUGCAGCCUCGCCAAAUGUGUGGACCGUAUGGCUUUGCAAAUCCUCAUGAACCAUAUACUAGUGCAAAAGCGAAUUGUGAAGCACCUGGAUACAAGGACAAGGAACCUUAUGGUGGUGGUGGUCCAUACAACCAGCAAACCCCUAGCGGGGAUCUACCAAAUACUCAUCAGCAAUAUAGCCACACUCAAGGUAAUAAUAGUGCUAAUUCAGGAAAUGGUACAGGGCAAACAUAUCAUCAUUAUCAUGGAUCUGACGCAUACAGAUCUGGCUACAACUCCCAAAAUAAUCAGCAGGCAUAUGAUAAUAGGCACUAUGGAUAUGGCCCUUCAGGACAAUCAUAUCAAAAAUCAACUGGAAAUGAUCAGCAAGUCUUUCAGAAACAGCAGGUUGAUCAAAUAUCUGCUGGCAAUAGUGCAAAUAGACCUGGCUCUUCCUCACAAUAUGGAAUUCCAAGUAGAUUUAAUGAGGAACAUGUUGCAAGAUUUCAGCAAGGCCACAAUGGUGACAUUGGACAUAAUAUUUCACACACACAGCACAGCCCUUAUGUCAGUAGCAAAAUUGAUGCACAAAGUAAUUUACCAGGGCGCCCCAUGAAUGUAAACACAGCUGUGCAAGGCAACACUCAUGGAAUUUAUAAAGAAAAGCAUUUUGAUAUUCAGCCUAAUGCACUAGCUGGGAACCACUUGAGCAAUGCAUCUGCACCAUAUCAAGAUGGCAUAUACCGCAACCAUUUGCUAACUGAAAGCCCGUUAAUUGACGAGUCAUCUGGAGUAUCUGAUGUAGCUUGUGGAAAAUCCAAAGUUACUGUUGAAGAGAUGGAUAAGUUAUGUGAAGAUCGCAAAAUAAAAGAAGCCGUGGAACUUUUGGCUUUGCUACAGGAAGAAGGAACUGUAGUGCAUGCUUCUCAAUAUUGUAAAUUGAUGCAAGCAUGUGGCGAUGUAGCUUCUCUUGCAGAAGCAAGAAAGCUACAUAAUCUAAUAUCUCAAUCAGCACUUGCUGCUGACACAGAUAUUAACAACAAAAUUUUGGAGAUGUACUCUAAAUGUGGUUCAAUGGAAGAUGCAAAGAAGUUGUUCAGUAGUAGUAUAGCUCAAUGUAAUUUGAUAUCAUGGAACACUAUGAUCGCAGGUUUUGUGCAUAAUGGUCUUGGUGAAGAAGCAACUGAUUUUUUUGAUCAGUUUAUGCAGACUGGAGAUAAUCCCAAUUCAGCCAUGUUCACGCAUGUUUUCUUGGCCUGUGGAAUUUUGGGCUCUGUUGAUGAAGGGAUGUUGCAUUUUGAAUCUAUGCAAAAGGAUUUUGGUAUAACUCCUACGAUGGAACACUAUGUCAGCAUUGUUAAUAUGCUUGGGCAGUCUGGCUACAUUGAUGAAGCUUGUGAAUUUGUUGAACAAAUGCCUGUGGAACCAAGCAUUGAUGUCUGGGAAAGUUUGAUGAAUAUGUGUCGACUAAAUGGCUUUUUGGAGAUAGGAGAUCGCUGUGCUCAAAUUGUAGAGCGCUUGGAUUCUUCUAGGCUGAAUGAGCAGUCUAAAAUUGGUCUUUUCCCUGUCGAUGCUUCAGAACUAACAAAGGAGAAAGAAAGGAAAAAGGCUAAUGCUGUUGAAGCAAGGAGCAAAGUUCAUGAAUACAGAGCAGGAGACAGGUCCCAUCCUGAACACCUGAAGAUCUAUGAAGAGCUGCGGUACUUAGCAGCUCAUAUGAAAGAGGCUGGCUAUAUUGCAGACACUAGAUUUGUGCUUCAUGAUGUUGAUCAAGAAACUAAAGAGGAUGCUUUACUAGCUCAUAGCGAGAGACUUGCUGUCAGUUACGGUCUUAUAACGAGUGCUGCUCGGUCACCUAUUCGUGUUAUAAAGAAUCUUCGCUCAUGUGGAGAUUGUCAUACAGCUUUUAAGAUAAUAUCUAAACUUGUUGGCCGUCUGAUCAUUGCAAGGGAUGCAAAGAGAUUCCACCAUUUCGAGAAUGGUGUAUGCUCUUGCAAAGACUAUUGGUAAACACAAUAUAGCAAACCUGCAUUAAGAGGUACAAAACCACAAUAGGUUCUAUAAAUCCGGAAGGUAGGCCGUUGCCUAACACUUAGGUAGCCACUAGUUUCAUGUCAGGGACAUGUAUGCUUUUUCCAUGCAACAGUUAUUCUCUUACUUUUUUGGUGAUUUAUCCUGGAAUUCAAGCAUUUGAACUUGAAGAAUCUUACAUGAUGCCCGUUCGAUGGCAAUUCUGUAAGAGAAUGCCAUCUAAAUUUGCUGUCUCGCCGGAAAAAUAACCACUAUGAACAUGAUAUGUGCUGGUUGUCGGGAAAAGAACACUGGCGUGUGUGGUUUAGCUGACAACAUGGCAUUCUGAUCAGUUCCUGUACUCUCUCGCUGAACAUUCAGGCUGCAGUUAUUCGACAAUUGCUGGUACUUUUGAUUUCAGUAGUAUGAGAUUGAGAUCACUAUACACAUCAAAUUUUGCUUGGUUUUGUAUUGUGUAAUUUUAAUCAUAUACGGUACUAUCGUGGAAGUGGCGUUGGUGCGGGUACGUCUUUCUUAUUUUGAUUAAAGCCUUUACUCGAAACUUGAUGUAUCUGUUAAAGGUAAAAGGGUACUAGUAGUAGCUAACUAAAUUCCGAGGGCUGUAUGACUUGUGAUGCAGAUCAAGUGGAAAAGGCUAUAUACAGUAUACUCUCUUCUGUGCUGGUGCCUGUUCUACAGUACACCCGU
This is a messenger RNA of Oryza brachyantha (malo sina), 3310 nucleotides long. Its product is annotated as pentatricopeptide repeat-containing protein At4g32450, mitochondrial-like. Gene Ontology annotation, biological process: RNA modification. Gene Ontology annotation, molecular function: zinc ion binding; RNA binding; protein binding. The transcript is spliced from 2 exons. NCBI's taxonomy places the organism in Eukaryota, Viridiplantae, Streptophyta, Magnoliopsida, Poales, Poaceae. The coding region runs from base 125 to 2602 and encodes 825 amino acids. The record is from RefSeq and is a predicted model, not a curated record.